Messenger RNA from Castor canadensis (American beaver), 939 nucleotides. RefSeq names its product olfactory receptor 2AP1-like. Gene Ontology annotation, cellular component: membrane. Gene Ontology annotation, biological process: G protein-coupled receptor signaling pathway. Gene Ontology annotation, molecular function: olfactory receptor activity; G protein-coupled receptor activity. The record is from RefSeq and is a predicted model, not a curated record. Lineage: Eukaryota; Metazoa; Chordata; Mammalia; Rodentia; Castoridae.
AUGGGAAAUUUAACAUCAGUGACAGAAUUCAUUCUUCUUGGACUGACAGAUGAUGUCAUGUUUCAAGCUGUGCUUUUCCUUUUUCUGCUUCUAACUUAUUUCUUAAGUAUCACAGGAAACUUGACCAUCAUCAUUCUGACCCUACUGGAUCAUCGCCUUCAAACUCCUAUGUAUUUCUUCCUCCGAAAUUUUGCAAUUUUGGAACUAUCUUUUACCUCUGUCUUUGUUCCCCAAACACUAGUCAAUAUUGGAAGUGGAGACAAGACUAUCUCCUUUGCUGGGUGCUUCACUCAGUAUUUUUUUGCAAUCCUUCUGGGAGCAACCGAAUUUUACCUUUUAGCUGCCAUGUCUUAUGAUCGCUACAUUGCCAUUUGUAGACCCCUGCAUUACACAGCUGUAAUGAGCAAGAGACUUUGCAUUCAACUUGUCUUAAGUUCCUGGUUUUCUGGUUUUGUGGUUGUCAUUGUGCCACAUAUAAUGACUCUUCAUCUGCCUUCCUGUGCAUGCAAUGUCAUCAAUCAUUAUUGCUGUGACUACAAUAUAUUGUUACAUUUGUCCUGUUCAGAUACACAUAGCAUAGAAGUAGCUCAGUUUGUCCUUGCUGCGGUGACCCUCAUCUUUACCUUGUUUUUGGUGAUUCUUUCUUACACCCACAUUAUCAGGACCAUUCUGAGAAUCCCUUCCGUUCAACAGAGAAAGAAAGCUUUUUCUACAUGUUCCUCUCACAUGAUUGUGGUCUUACUUUCUUAUGGAAGCUGUAUCUUUAUGUAUAUAAAUCCUUCUGUUAAGGAUGCAGCAAAUUUUAUUAAAACAGUGGCUGUUUUAAAUACCUCAAUUGCCCCUCUGUUGAACCCCUUUAUCUAUACUCUAAGGAACAAGCAAGUGAAAAUAGCCUUCAAAGAUAUGGUAAGUAAAAUGAUAAGUUUGUCAGAAAAGUGA